UUGACAUUUAAACACAUGUUGGUUCUUGAAAAUUCCGUCAUGGAGUUUUUUGAAAAAGCGCACGUUGCUAAAUCCAAUAAUUCUUCACGAAAAGAGCAUAAGUCUGAAGAAAAUGUGAAGAAACAAUUAAAACAAAUGCUGUAUGGUUAUCAGCAUAGUGACAACGCUCUUAUAAGAGAUUCGGUGAAUGUGGCAAAUGAACUUGACGAUUCCUCUUCAGUAAGUGGUUUCUCAGACCUAAACUUGACUAUUUCGAGCUCUGCGGCUGAUACAUCUCAAGAGACGAUAGAUACAGACUAUAAGGAUGUAGAUGCGUCUAAAGUUAGUAACCUCAGCCUAGAAGAAUCUGUAAAUGAAAGUUUUUUGUAUGAUGAUGUUAGUAACAAUCAAUCUUGUAAAGAAUCCAUAAGUGAAUACAGUGAAGAUGUAGAAUCAUUAUCCGAAGAUAGUUUCCAUGGAAAAACGGACAAUACAUCCGAUAGUGACAAAGACACAUUAGAUAGUAGUUUUAUAGAAACUUCCACUGAUAUUGAUUCUGAUUCUGAAGGUGAUUCAGAAUUUGAUGUAGACGGUGUUCUCGCAGCUAAAAUUCUAGAGAAGCUUAACACUAAGGAGAGUAAGAAAAAUAGAAAAAGAAAGUUAAAUGAAAUGGAAGUGAAGAAAAAGUCCAAAGAACCAUUAGGUAGUACUCCAAAAUACAAUGGUCCAUUUAGGCCAGAAGAGGAUUCAAGUAAAAAUGAUGAUAUGAAAGUGGGAGAAUUAAGUGAUGGAGUGAACAAUAUAAAACUACCUAAAACUAAAAAGUUUAAUGGGCCUUAUAAACCAAAGGAUGAUGAAAGUUCUGAAGAGGAUUUAGCAGAAAACUUCUCCUUAAAUGAUACGUCAUUAGAUUCAGAUACUACAAAUCAGUCGUCACCAUUUGUGUCGGUAAUAGCAACAGAUAUGCAGAGCGAAAGUCUGGCUGACAUCCUUGGGGAGUACAGACAUCCUACUAUAAGAAACUUACCAUCAGAUAAGCAAAAUGUUGUUUUUGCAGAUGAAUAUGACUUAUUUCAGACUGAUGAGAAAAAUGUGAGUGUAGUUGACAUGCAAACUGAAGAUGAAGUCGGGAGUUUAAUACCAGAAGUGGAUAAUGUUCCAGCCGUUGAGGAAAUAGAUCUUGACACAACAGACUUUGAUGCAAGCAUCCAACCCAAUGAAGAUAGUACAGCUCUUUAUGAUACCAUACAAUCAGAAGAAACAUCUGAGAAAGAACUUACAGAUUUAGAAGAAAGAAAGCCUAUUAAUCCAGUUAAAGUAUAUUAUGGCAAGAAUAACAGUUGUGUAUUUAUAUUGCAACAUCCAGCACAAAUGUACAUACACGGGAAGGUGAAAGUGAGGGCUCUAGGAGGAUCCAUUGAAGUACAAGGAUACACUUUAAAAGAUAAACCAUGUGAGGUGUAUGCACCUAAUUACAACUACGCCCAUUAUUUGAGAACAGUGGAAAACCAGAAUGCUUAUUAUGGCUUGUUUGGGAAACUGACCUCUGUUGGAAUGUCUGUAUCUGAAGCAGAAGACAUAGUCACGACACUCGGUGAAUAUGAUGGUGUAGUAUGCAUGCAGCCUUUGCGGAGUAAGAAAAUGGACUUUGUGGAGAACAAUUUCUCAGUCACAGAUUUAUUUAGUAAACCCAAUAAGAAUAUAGAGCACUGCUUAAAGAAAGCUUCUCAGAUACUUGGCUGCUCUUUGUACUUGACAAGACCUUGGAAAUGUUUUGAGGAGAAUAUUAGUUGGAAACAAGCUAUCAAAUAUGGUUCAAAUAAAAACAGUAGGGGCAUAGUGUGCGGCGGCAAAGGCACAGGCAAGUCGACAUUCCUGCGGUACUACGUUAAUAGACUGGUGAGCACUGGGCCCGUGCUUCUAGUAGACCUCGACCCUGGCCAGUGCGAGGUCACCCUCCCCGGGAAUGUAUCCGCCACCGUGCUCACAGAGCCGCUACUCGGACCUAACUUUACGCACUUGAAGACUCCGCAGAUGAUGUUGAAUGUGGGCAUGAUAAACACAAUGGACAACCCGAGACGAUACGUCGCGGCCGUGGAGGCGCUAAUAGCUCACUGUUCCAACGAUCCACACCUCCGAGACCUGCCAUGGAUAGUUAAUACUAUGGGCAUGACCAAUAACUUGGGGCUCAAGUUCAUCUCCUUAAUAAUUCUGCACACACAACCCACAUUUCUUUUACAAAUCGAUUCUAGAAACGCUAAAAAGCGCUAUGACUACCAUCUCUACCCUCAAACAGUUAAGAACCUAUACUUUGAGGACUUCCAAAAUGAUCGUCUGUUUAAAAGCGUGAGGGAUGUAAAUAUUGAGUACUCUUUCGUCCUAAGCCACCAUGCUGAUAAUACUGUGAAGAAUAACUUCUCACUAGCGCCGAGAGACGAGCGCUACUUGAAUUUCUUGGCAUAUUUUGGGGAGCUGAUUGACACGAACCAUGAAGAUCUACUAUCAAUCGUGCCUUACGAGGUAAAUCUAAAGGAUUUGAAUAUCGGACUGAACGUGAAAGUGAGCCACGAUGCUGUCACCAAGGUGAUCAACGGCAAAGUGGUAGCGCUGUGCCAACACUCCGGCGAUAGGAGGCUGUUUACACUGGCUGAUACGCCGUUACGCUGCUUCGGCGCCGGGCUGGUGCGCGGCGUGGACGAGGCCCGCGGCGUGGUGCUGGUGCUGACGCCGCAGCGCGCGGCCGCGGACACGCUGCUGUACGCGGCGUGGGCGCCCGAGCUGCGUACCGAGGCCGCGCUGCCGCCCGGCCUGCCCGUGCCCUACCGCACCGCAGCGCGAUACGACCAGCGACAACACAUGUUCGCGCCCAAGAGGCGCUUCAACCCAGUGCAACUACUUAAAAUGUCGAGGAGGACCUAAAUUGAAACCUUCGAGAGUAGUUAAUAAAUUUGUAAUUGGAAUAGAUCCAAAAUAAUUAUCUUAAAUAAUAUAAAAGGAAAUCUAAUUAAUGUUAAUUUCAUGUAUAUUUGAAAGAUAAUUUUGUACUUACAAUACUAAUAAAACAUAACAUAGA
Molecule: messenger RNA, 3052 nt
Organism: Pectinophora gossypiella (pink bollworm)
Lineage: Eukaryota; Metazoa; Arthropoda; Insecta; Lepidoptera; Gelechiidae
Product: polynucleotide 5'-hydroxyl-kinase NOL9
Exons: 6
Coding region: 16-2898 (960 amino acids)
Biological process (GO): cleavage in ITS2 between 5.8S rRNA and LSU-rRNA of tricistronic rRNA transcript (SSU-rRNA, 5.8S rRNA, LSU-rRNA)
Cellular component (GO): nucleus
Molecular function (GO): polynucleotide 5'-hydroxyl-kinase activity
Source: RefSeq, a predicted model, not a curated record